Molecule: messenger RNA, 922 nt
Organism: Thecamonas trahens ATCC 50062
Lineage: Eukaryota; Apusomonadida; Apusomonadidae
Exons: 1
Coding region: 251-754 (167 amino acids)
Biological process (GO): protein ubiquitination; ubiquitin-dependent protein catabolic process
Molecular function (GO): ubiquitin protein ligase activity
Source: RefSeq, a predicted model, not a curated record
AUUAUUUCAAUAUGAUGACAUAUCAUAAUUACCCCAAGUGAUGUCUGUACAACAGUCAGACUGGUACGUGUUGAUGUUGACGGUGGAGAGCGCAAGGGUGCCAUGAGUGUACCGUACCGUGUGAAUGAACCAAAAAAGGUCGUGAACCGAGGCAAAGGUGACGAAAAGGAACACUCGGUUUGAUGACCUCGGAGUGACCAGGAACACGAGCACGAGCGUGUUGCAUCUCUUGACGCGGGCAGAGGGCACCAUGUCGCGACGAGGAAGACGGAGGACGGGCAAAGAAGAUGAUGAGAGGGACAAUGGUGGUGGUGGUGGUGGUGGUGCUGCUGCGGCGGUCUUUGCUCUCGGCGCGCUGGUGGGUGCUGCCGGGCUGUACGUGUUCAACUCGUGGUUCGGCAAGGAGGAGGACAAGGGCAAGGGCAAGGGCAAGAAGGGCGGCGAUGGCGGGCAAGGGCCGAGCAGCGGGGUGUGUUUGGAAGGCGCGGGCGCAGGCGGGGUGUUUCCUCAAGUCAGUCAUGGCCAUGGGGCCAAGGGAGCGCCGCCGCUGGCCAGGGCGCCACCGGCGAGCGAUGAGGGCGCCGAUCGCGGCAUGUGCACCGUCUGCUGGGAGGCCGAUGCAGUGGUUCUCAUCGAGCCGUGCCAUCAUCUUUGCCUGUGCGAAGACGAUGCGGCGGUAAUUGUGGCGUCGGGCGCGCCGUGUCCGAUGUGCCGUGGUCCGAUCGCCAACACAGUCCGGGUCUUUCCCACAUAGCAGCAACAGUCGGAGAGCCGGGUCGCUACUCGGAGUGAGCAUGGUCGUCGCCGUGGGCAGAGUCAGUCUCGCUUGUGGGCGGCUCCUUGCAGCCGAACAGUUUGCCGCAGAGGAAGAGGGUACCGACAAAGAAGACGACCGAGCCGAUGAUAAAGAGAGUGAGACUGA